Messenger RNA from Fragaria vesca subsp. vesca, 387 nucleotides. RefSeq lists its product as uncharacterized. NCBI's taxonomy places the organism in Eukaryota, Viridiplantae, Streptophyta, Magnoliopsida, Rosales, Rosaceae. The record is from RefSeq and is a predicted model, not a curated record. The coding region runs from base 1 to 348 and encodes 115 amino acids. The transcript is spliced from 4 exons. Gene Ontology annotation, molecular function: protein binding.
AUGCAGCUCGGAGGAGUGUUUCUUCUAGCUCUCGCCACCACCGGAAUCAGCGUCGGCUUCAUUUUCCUCGGCCGUGACUUGUACAAUGCCAUUGCCAUUAAGGAGUUAGGACCAAGAGCAGUUCAUGAAGCAAUUUCUGUACUACUUGGGUGCCUUUUUGCUGUUCUUUAUACUCUAACACUAGCUGGACUACCUAGGAGAGAGGGUGUUGUUAUAUGUGUGUACUACCUUAAAACUGGCACACGCAAGUAUGGCGCAUCCUGCAGAUUUGACCACCCACCUCCUGGCGAAGUUGUAGCAAUGGCAGCAUCACAAGCAAAAUCUGAUUCUACUGGAGGGAAAGCAUAAGCAGCUGAAUCCACACAACAGCAGCAGUAGGCCCCAGAA